This is a messenger RNA of Cooperia oncophora, 1257 nucleotides long. NCBI's taxonomy places the organism in Eukaryota, Metazoa, Nematoda, Chromadorea, Rhabditida, Trichostrongylidae. The record is from the annotation of a GenBank genome assembly.
AUGAUACUUGACUAUAUGAAUACUGCUCCAUCCUCAUCUACCCAUAGUGCUCCGGACACUGACAGCUCUGGAAAGAAAGGAAAAAGACAUCUGGAGCUCCAAGCACCAGCCGCUCUAACACGCAACCCUUCGUCCAACUCCGAUAGUAUUCGAGCGUUGUUCGGCAGCGGUGUUGAAAGAAAGGAACCUCCCGAUAAAGGUAUUAGUCCUGAUUCGGGUGUACAUUCGGCAGAGAAUGAUCCUGGCGAUGAAAACGACGUUCACUCUGCUCAAAAUAUCAUCAAUUUGAUAAACCAACGUGAACGAGAGUAUGAGGAGAAGCUUCGCAAGGACAAGGAAGAAGAAAAGCUUCGACGAGAAAAGGAACGGGAACGUGGAAAGAAGAAGGAAAGGGAAAGAGACAGACCCUCUUCUGAGAAACGAUCCAAGGAUUCGGAUAGAAGGGACAAAAUAAGUGAACGGCCUGAGCGGCCGGAGAAGGUCAAAGUAGAAGUCAAAGUGGAAGAUGCCGAGCGGCAGAAACUUACAGAAAAUGAGUAUAAAUCUGAAGAGCAGGCGUUGCGUGCAGAUGGCUUGCGAGGAGAGAUCAUUCUUAAGGGUCUUGAUCGCUCUAGAUUGAAUCACCUGAUCGAGAUCGGCAAGAGAACAGGUCGGAUGAAGGAAGAGACGCGAAAAGAAGACUACGAAAGGAAGAUCGGAAAGGAGAGUGCAUGCCGCGUGCAUCCAGCUCUCAAUCUCAUGACUCUGGUGACCAUCCUCAAGUUCAUCGCCCGUCGUCAGUUGUCGGUAGCAACCCGUCGCGAAGCAGUUUCGAGUGUGCUGCGCCAGAAUAGCGACAAGGUCGCUAAAAUGAUAUUCUACCUCGAUGCAACUGUAUAUUUUAUUUUAUCGGCAAAACAUUUCACAUCACAAGAAUCGCCAGAGGUUCGCUGUAACAAACAGUACUCAAUCGUACGCGACACGAAUGAUCUGAUCAAAAGGGUAACUCAAGCCUUUUGUGCAGUAUCAGAAGGAUGUUCUCCUUGGCAUAUGCAUAUGUUAUCUCGAAUACGUAAUCUCAGUUCACGCUGUCAAGCCUGUUUACUGUAUCACAUGUACAACUUCAGAUCUCAAAACGCUAUAAAGUCUUACGGAAUGCUCAUGAACAUGGAUUCACAGAUCCAGGAAGAGAGACAUCAGUCACAGAAUGGCGCAUCAGCCACCACAUCUUCUUCGCCUGGCAGUAGUGUUCACUCCAAAUUUCGAAUCAGUCGGUGA